AAGAAGGUUGGUCAUAAUGCAAUAGGUUGCCCGGGGACUUUGUCGCUACUGGGACGCUUCUACGGGCUGGCGAGCUGACCAUGGCUGGGGAAAUUAUUUACGCCGAUUUAAGGCAGCCUGAAGGGGUCUCUUUGCCUGCCGAGAGGUGUCAGACUCCCGCCGUCUGCCCACGGUGGCACGGAGUCUUCCUGAAGCUGAGCGGGCUGGGCUACCUGGUGCUGCUGGUGCUGGUGGUGGUGCUCAGCGUGCAGGUUUUUCAGAAGGCGCCGACGCCUCCGAGCGCUCCGCAGAACAAGAGCGAGGCCGAGGGAAGGAACACGAUGGAGGAGUACGUGUCUCCCUCCCUGCUGCGCUACGUCUGCUGCUGGAACGGCUCCGCAGGCCACGGGGGCUGCAAGCUGUGCCCCCAGUCUUGGCAGCUUUCUGGGGACCACUGCUACCAGGUUUCCAGAGCGACUGGGACUUGGAGCCAAGGCAAAGAAGACUGCGAAAGGCGGGGGUCCCAUCUGGCCGUGCUACGAAACAAGGCCGAUGUGGAGCGCUUAAAUGAGGGGAUCCAGCAGGAAUACAAGGAGAAGCUAACAGUGUGGAUCGGAUUAAAGGCAUCCAAGAACACAUGGAAAUGGGUGGACAACUCCUCCUACAAAGCCGCCGUGUUCAGUCCCCUUCAGAGUGUGGAGAACGGCUGCGCGACCUUCAAAGACAAGAGGCUGGAGGUUGAUGGCUGUGAAAGCGACCACAAUUGGGUUUGCCAGAAAGCACCUUUCCCUCUCAUCUCAAAGACUGCAGGAGAGCUGUGCGGUGCCCGCCCCGAAAAAAGCCCAGCCCAUAGGAAGCUUGCUGCUAAUAUUUGGGGUGAAGCCAACCCUCCUCGUUACGGCCCUGUGAGGAAUUUCAGGGUUUGAACCCGACCAAGCACAGCCAAGACUAUCAGUGUAGGCUCUGGUGCAAUUAGCUUCCAAUUUAUAUAUAUAUUUUAAUUAAAAAAUCCAUCCAAAUAUGUA
This is a messenger RNA of Oxyura jamaicensis (ruddy duck), 1004 nucleotides long. Its product is annotated as killer cell lectin-like receptor subfamily B member 1B allele B. The record is from RefSeq and is a predicted model, not a curated record. The transcript is spliced from 6 exons. Lineage: Eukaryota; Metazoa; Chordata; Aves; Anseriformes; Anatidae. The coding region runs from base 81 to 905 and encodes 274 amino acids.